AUGGAGGGAGCCAACCAUCCCCCCUGGGAAGCUACCUUCUGGAAAAACUUCUUCAGCAAAAAGAGGUACCCCCAAAAUGGGUCGAGCCAAGGCAACUCCUCUGUGCACAUUAAACACUCCGGUACUCUACAACUGAAGAAUGUCCCCCUUAACAACUACGUCAUAGAUGGAGACCUCCUACUGGACUCGUUCCAUUGUGCCCAGUUAGGAAAAGAUGUGAUCAUCCAGAAGGGGAAGGAGACAUACAAGGGGUACUUUAAAGGUAGAAAUGUAGAUGGAUUUGGGAAAAUAAUUUCUCAACAGUUUGUGUACGAAGGGUAUAUUCGAAAUGGUGAGAAGUAUGGUCAAGGUAAAGGCACUCUCUUUUUGGGUCCUUCCGCUGAUGAUGCUCAAUCAAGUGUAGUGAUCUACAAGGGGGAUUGGAAAGGGAACAAACGUAACGGCUACGGAGUUCUGUUAAUAAGGAAGCAUGGGAAUCACCCCAGUGUGAGGACGUACGAAGGAUGGUGGAGACAAAACGAGAGGCACUUCUACGGUGUCCAACGCUAUGUCAAUGCCGUUUACUGUGGCUUCUGGGCGAGGGACAAAAGGAGCGGCUUGGGGAAAAUGUGGUGGUUUGCGAAAGGGAGGGGCGGCAGGGGAAGGGACCGCAAAGGGAGAGAUCGCAAAACGAGGGACCGCAAAUGCGAAAGCGCUGAACCACGCGAGGGCACCACCUCUGGGAAGUCUCCCCCCCCAAAAGCCAAAGCCAACGCACCCAAGAAGGUCAUACAAAACGUAUACGUGGGGGAAUGGCAAAACGAUGAGAUGCACGGGUACGGAACGUACUUCUGGUUCGUGAGACAUGGAAAUGGAAAUAGGAAGAGCGGCACAUGCCAGAGUGAUGUCUACGGUGAGGGUGAUGCCUACGAUAAGUAUGAUACCUACGAUGAGGGUGAUGCCUACGAUGAGGGUGAUGCCUACGAUGAGGGUGAUACCUACGAUAAGUAUGAAGGCUACUGGCAAAGGGGGGAAAGACAUGGGUUCGGAGUUUUCCAUCACAGAUGUGGAGAUACAUAUUGGGGUUCUUGGAAAAACAACAAAAAACAUGGACAAGGAUAUCUUUUAAAAAUAAAUGGCACACUUUGCAAAUGCAACUACCUCAAUGGAGUAGUCACAAACCAGGUAGACCUCAACCAGACCUACAUAAUGAAUCACUUAUACACCAACCCCAUUUGUAAGGUCGUCAAUUUGGGAACUCUUCUCCAGGAAGACCCCAACUUAACCAGCAGGGAUAUUAAGCAGUUUUACAAAAUGGUGUAUGACCAUUUUGACCUCCUAAUAAAGGCCUAUGCUUCGUUGGUAAGAGACGACAUGUCGAUAGGUGAACACAUCGAUUUGGUUAGUCUCCUUUGUGAUAAGUAUAACCUGGUGGAUGAGGAUACACACCUGAAUGAAGAAAAAAUGGUGAAAAGCUUCUUCCAGUCCGGCCACUUAUUAUCCCAGCACUUUCUUUAUGCACGUCCAACAUGGGUACACACCCAGCAGGAAACCAACCAGGGGAGACAUAACCCAAUUGAUAAUAAAGUCAAUAUUGGUGAAGGUACCAGAUCGGCUCUACAUAGCAGUCACAUAGAUGCACAAACAUGUGGGAUGCAUGACACACCAGGUGAGGCUGUCCAUCCCGUGAGCACCCCGACAUACGAAACACAUAACCUCAUGACGUAUAUCCUUUUCAACAAGGAUCUCUUUCUG
Plasmodium cynomolgi strain B is the source of this 1734-nucleotide messenger RNA. RefSeq lists its product as hypothetical. Lineage: Eukaryota; Apicomplexa; Aconoidasida; Haemosporida; Plasmodiidae. The transcript is spliced from 2 exons. The record is from RefSeq and is a predicted model, not a curated record. The annotation marks the transcript as partial.